GUUGAUUGCUCGUAACAGUUUGCCUCCCAAGAAAAAAUGGCGAUGGCUUCGUGCCCGGCCGGUGCACCGCGUUUUUCGUUCACGUGUCGCCCUAAGAUCCAUCCUCGCGUUCAUUUUAUAUCAUAUUCCAAUGCUCGCCGCCGUAAUAUUCUUGCUGCGAGGGCUCACGUGGUUUCCGAGGAGAAAUCCACAUCGCAGGACCGAAUGCUGGUCUUUGUGCCUCCGCAUCCAUUGAUCAAGCAUUGGGUUUCAUUUCUAAGGAAUGUACAAACUCAUUGUCCUAUAUUUAGGAAUGCAAUGGCUGAGUUGGGGAGGCUACUUUUGUAUGAAGCUUCGAGGGAUUGGUUGCCUAUUGUCAAUGGGGAAAUUCAAUCACCAAUGGGUGUUGCCUCAGUUGAGUUCAUAGAUCCGAGGGAGCCAAUGGUGGUAGUUCCAAUCCUAAGAGCUGGUCUAGCUCUUGCAGAACACGCGUCUUCUAUAUUGCCAGCAACAAAAACAUACCAUCUGGGGUUAAGCAGAGAUGAAGAGACACUUCAGCCUUCAAUAUAUCUGAACAAGUUACCUGACAAAUUUCCUGAAGGGUCUCGAGUAUUUGUAGUUGAUCCCAUGCUGGCAACAGGCGGCACGAUUGUAGCAGCUCUCAACCUCUUAAAGGAGCGUGGGAUUGAUAACAAUCAAAUUAGAGUGAUUUCAGCUGUUGCCGCCCCUCCAGCUCUUCAAAAGCUCAGUGAGAACUUCCCUGGGCUUCAUGUUUACACUGGAAUCAUUGAUCCCACAGUCGAUGACAAAGGGUUCAUAAUUCCGGGACUUGGAGAUGUUGGAGACCGUAGCUACGGUACUUGAAUUCACCAAAAUGUCUAUCCAGCCAAUGCUUGUUACCUCAUGCAAUUUUGACAUAUUGGACAAUUACUAAAAUCUUGCUGAGUUUCUAUGUUUGAUCAGCGAACUUGCUUUACAAA
Molecule: messenger RNA, 959 nt
Organism: Juglans regia (Persian walnut)
Lineage: Eukaryota; Viridiplantae; Streptophyta; Magnoliopsida; Fagales; Juglandaceae
Product: uracil phosphoribosyltransferase-like
Exons: 12
Coding region: 37-843 (268 amino acids)
Biological process (GO): uracil salvage
Molecular function (GO): uracil phosphoribosyltransferase activity
Source: RefSeq, a predicted model, not a curated record